Siniperca chuatsi (mandarin fish) is the source of this 2353-nucleotide messenger RNA. It is a transcript of the gene wbp4, whose product is annotated as WW domain binding protein 4. NCBI's taxonomy places the organism in Eukaryota, Metazoa, Chordata, Actinopteri, Centrarchiformes, Sinipercidae. The coding region runs from base 244 to 1497 and encodes 417 amino acids. Gene Ontology annotation, biological process: mRNA splicing, via spliceosome. The record is from RefSeq and is a predicted model, not a curated record. The transcript is spliced from 10 exons. Gene Ontology annotation, molecular function: protein binding; zinc ion binding; RNA binding. Gene Ontology annotation, cellular component: nucleus; precatalytic spliceosome.
UGAGCGCCCCUGUAGCUCUACAUCAGAUUGAAAACGUUUUACUUUUAUGUAUGUGUCUCCUUUAAUAUUUUCACUGUUGCUUUUUUAAGACCAUAUAUAAACUUGAGGGUUCGUCUCCACGGCGACUGGCGAUGGCGUCAUCAUAAGUGGACAGUGUUGUCAUUCUUGAAAUGUGGAAGGCGGUUGUCUUUUUAUUUGGUUCGUUUUAAAUUCUUCGUCGUGUUUUAACCACCAACAUUUGAAAUGGCUGACUACUGGAAGUCACAACCAAGGAAAUUCUGUCAGUACUGCAAGUGCUGGAUUGCGGACAAUAAGCCUAGCGUUGAGUUCCAUGAAAGAGGGAAGAAUCACAAAGAAAAUGUGGCUGCAAAAAUCUCUGAGAUUAAAAAGAAGAGCAUGGACAAGGCAAAACAGGAGGAACGUAUGUCCAAAGAGUUCGCAGCUAUGGAGGAGGCUGCGCUGAAGGCAUAUCAGGAAGAUCUGAAGAGGAUGGAAAGGGAGUCAGCAGGAUCCAGUUCACCAGCUCAAACAACAACACAGCCACAACCUCUGGCGAAACCCCAGGCGAAAAAACAGCAUAAGAAAGAGAAAGCAAGCAAGUCCAGAAACCAAACACAAGCGCAGGUUUGGGUUGAAGGACAGACAGAUGAUGGACACACGUACUAUUACAACACAAUAACUGGAGAAUCUCGAUGGGAAAAUCCAGAGGGUUUCCAGGAAGAAAGUUUGGCCUCUGCACAGCCUAGACAGACUGAGAGUUCUUCAAGCUGUCCUUGGAUGGAAGCCGUCAGUCCUGAUGGUUAUAAAUAUUACUUCAACUCAGAAACUGGAGAGUCCAGCUGGGAGAAGCCAUCAGACUUUCCUUCGGAUGAGGCAUCUGGAUCUGGAUCUGGAUCUGGGUCCAACAGAGAGGGAGAGAGUCAGGUGGAGCCUUCAACCCCUCAGCCGGAGCCGCUCUCAGGAGGAGAGGAGAGCUCCAGUGGGGCCCCGGCAUCUCAGGAGGUCUCAGAAGUUCCUGAACAAGCCACCCAGCAGCCCAAAUUCCCAAAGAUCAGCUUCAGGAAAAGGAAAGCAGAAGACGAGCCUUCAGAAGAGGAGGGAGAAGAUGAAGUGAGUGAUGAUGCUCCUAAAGAGGACGCUGUAGAGACGAAAAAGGAGGAAGAGGUCCAAAGCACGACAGCUGAACCUGUGGAGAAGAAAGAGAAAGCGACACAAAGGAAGACACAAGCCAAAAGGCCGAAAGCUACCAAUCCAUAUGGGGUCUGGGAACAGAUCCAGGAAGAGAAGGAUCCAUAUGCCAGUGUGGACUUACAGUUGCCCCAGUUUGAGGGAAACACGGCCAGCGCUCCAGCCGACCUGCCGCCAGAGCCAAAACCGAAGUUCAAGGAACGCAUCAUCACUUCCCUCGGAGAGGAAGGCGGACCUGCUUCAUUCAGGAAAAACAAGACACAGAACGGCAAAUCCAGGAGCCUCCGACAGAGAGACAACGACGACUGAAAACUUCAAGCCAGAAUGCAGCAGAAUAAGACUAAUACAGACACAAAACUCUUCCUAGGAACUCUUUUUUUUUUUUUUUACAUUUUGAUGCACCAUUUAGAUUUUUGAAGUGCAUUAAAUCUAUUAGGAGUGUAUUUUCUUUUACCUAAGAUGCACAAAUAUCAUCUUUUUCUCGUAUUGACAUUUUUGUAGGACAAAUUGGCCUGAGAAACUUUAAGACAAAGUAAAAAAUCUCUAAAGCUGUUUCUUAAAAAAGCCUAAACAAAAUUUGUUUUCUAAUCCUAAACAUGUCUACCACUGGAAACAAACUAUGUUCUUUUCUUCUGUCAUAAUGAAGGUGUGAAACACUUUUAUAGUUGUAUCUCAUGUAUACAAUAUUGUCAGCAUCCCAAUGUGAUCAUUUUAUUAAUAUGACGACAGGCAGAGUUCAAUUCAAAUAACUUUUUUGUAUUUUCAAUAUCUGUAUUUUUUUUACCAGCGUAAGUUGUGAAAAUAUAGUAAGGCAUCCUUGUGGAAACAUCAUUACAAUAUAGAAGUGUUUAAAGAUGGGAAAAUGUGAUCUCAAUAUUUUAUGAUUGUCCAGAUACUGAAAACAUAACUUUGUCAGCAGAAUUUAACUGAGUGGAGGUAAAGCUUUUCAAACAACUGAAUAAAGAAUAAUCAUAAUUAAUUAAAAUACAGGCCCCAGUUAGGAUUCGUCCACCUGGCACACAUACACAGGGUGUGACAUGCUUUUGGUGAGAGUGUGUGUAUUAAGCUGAUAGGUGGUUUCACCGCACCCUGAUUGGCAAAGAACCAUGAAGGAUACUUAACAACAAUAAACAGUGCUGAUGUCUGUUUACGUUUAAUGUAAAAA